Molecule: messenger RNA, 1602 nt
Organism: Alternaria ethzedia
Lineage: Eukaryota; Fungi; Ascomycota; Dothideomycetes; Pleosporales; Pleosporaceae
Exons: 3
Coding region: 1-1602 (533 amino acids)
Source: RefSeq, a predicted model, not a curated record
AUGAGUGACAGUAGCGGAGGCUUUCCGCCUCCACCCGGGUCCCAAGAUCCGAUAAAAACCCUGCUCCACCAAGAGCUCGAUAAACUGGCCGCAGACCUAGAAGCAGUGGAGCUCAAGGUGCGCGCAGGGGAUCAAGAUUACAAGAUGCCCCGUUGGAACACCGACCUGCUAGUUUCAGCAGCGGGAUAUCCAGAGGAGCGCGCUCGCUAUCGCGAACUGAUCCAACAAGGCCGCGAGCGCAGCGAUGCCGCCCUGCUUGAGUACAGCCGCAGCCUCACCGCGCCUUCAGAAGAGAAGGCGCAGGCUCCGCAAGCAUCUUCAGGAAAGAAGACGCUACUCAAACCGCCUUCAUUCAGAUCGCCUGCACCUUCUGCUCCCAAGCUUGCACCCAAGAACGAGAGCGCGCCUACAGAACAAGUAGGCCGGAAAGCACUCCCAGCCUUUGGAUCGCUUCUGAAGCGGAACUCCGGGGUGACGCCCGAAACGCGCGCGUCACAGAACCCACCUCCGCCCGCCCAGAAACCGGCGACACCCAGUCGUACGCUAGGUCCAACGUCGCAGGCACGACCACCACCCGCCGGAAGAGGCGCUGGAGCUCCAUCAGCAUAUGGCGCACCAGCUGUUGCAAGGUCAGUAUCGGCUCAGACCAGUGCCGGAAGAGGCACUGCGCCGCCAACGCAAACCCGGCUAACGCCCGGCACAUACAGCAGAGUCGCGCCACCUAUCAAGGGCCCCCUAGACGACGCGCUUGUCAGAGACGGUUGGACUCGCUGGCAGAACUGCGCCGGCAUGCCGAGGACGCAGACAGCCAAGCACGAGGGUGGUCCACUCGAUGGACAGACUAUCAAGAACGCCAAGGGUCAAGACGCGGUCGCCAUCAAAUUGAAUCCAUCGGAAUACGGUGCCCCGCCAGGUAUGGAUCUGGGAUACUGCGAGGGAUGGAUCAAGAACAACCAUUGCGACUUCGAGAGCUGGGAAGUGUGUCCACUCCGCCAUUGGAACGCAGAGCCCAUCGAGCUGCGAUGGCAUUCGGACAACUUUGCGAAGCGGAUGUUGCGUAACAGAGGCCCCUUCUUGCCGCCUGAUGAUCCGAAGUCCCGAUACAAUGGCCGCUCGCGUAUCUACUUCAACGGGACUGUGUUUAAACCAGAGAGAUUUAGAGAAUCACUACCGGGAAUGAAUCCAUGGUUCGAUCCAGCUGUGAUCAAUCAGAAGGCCAUUCCCACUCCUGAGCAACAGGCUGCACAGAAUGUCCAGCCUCAGAGCAAAGAGAUCUUCAUACAAACCGGUCCCAAGAAGAGGGACCAAGAAGCUCGCCCUUCCGUACUGUCCAAGGUCGCGAUGCCACCCAAGACUUUCGUGCCAUCCAAGAAAUCCAAAUCCCCAGCUGUUCCUGCCGGCUCGAGCAAGAUCAAGCAUGGGGGUGAAUUGGAGUCGGUUGAAGAGGGCCAGGGCCGUCGCGCCAAGUCUGAGGCGCUUGACGCAAAGUGCAACGCUGAUAUAGAGGCAUGGCGUCUAGAGUUGGAGAAGGCAGAGUGCGCCUUGCGCGCCCAGAACAAGGGUGCCAAGCUGGAUAACGGGAGCAAGGAGGAGAAGGACUGA